GUCCCAGAGCCCUCCUCUUCCAUCUUGCUGCCCUCCAGACCGGAUCCAGCAUGGACCCACCGGGUCCUCCCAAGCCCGCCCCCACCCCGAAAACCAAGCGGGCGUGUGAUGUCUGCCGCAUCAAGCGGGUCAAGUGCAUCGGCGAAUACCCAUGCGAAGCCUGUCGGGCAAGCGGAAUCCUCUGCACCUACUACACUCCUCCGAGGAAACGCGGACCGCAGAAGACUCGCCAUCACCCAGCUGCAGGAGACUCGUCCAACUCGUGGAUCAGCGCGACGGCCUCCAAUUUGCCGGAUAUCAAAGCCCUUCGAUCCGAGUCUUUGAUGCAGCCUUGGCAGAUUGGCUCGCACAGGACGCCGUGGCUGCUCCCGAUCGAUCGACGCCGUUUGGCCAUGGGCCAAAACACCCUCGGCAUUUACUGGGGUAUGUGACCGACUGCUGAUGCUGCAGAUGGUGCUGCGGCGGAUGGCCCAAGCCUGCGCUGCACGGACGACAUCGGCCUCUGGGGCAGAUCAGCAUCAGCAUCAGCAUCGGCAUCGACAUCGGCUUGCUGUGGCAG
Messenger RNA from Polychytrium aggregatum, 559 nucleotides. RefSeq lists its product as uncharacterized. Gene Ontology annotation, biological process: regulation of DNA-templated transcription. Gene Ontology annotation, cellular component: nucleus. The coding region runs from base 51 to 431 and encodes 126 amino acids. The transcript has 4 exons. The record is from RefSeq and is a predicted model, not a curated record. Gene Ontology annotation, molecular function: zinc ion binding; DNA binding; DNA-binding transcription factor activity, RNA polymerase II-specific. Lineage: Eukaryota; Fungi; Chytridiomycota; Chytridiomycetes; Polychytriales.